Molecule: messenger RNA, 1401 nt
Organism: Rotaria socialis
Lineage: Eukaryota; Metazoa; Rotifera; Eurotatoria; Philodinida; Philodinidae
Source: the annotation of a GenBank genome assembly
AUGGUAAUUUCACCGAAUGAAACAUCAUCAAUAAUUGAAGCAAGUGGUAUUAAUUCCCUACGAACAAAUUUUGAUUGGUAUCCAUUUUAUCCUGGUAAAUGUCCACCAUCCUAUUAUAUUAUUCUACAAGGUAUUUGUGCACCGUUAAUUAUUAUUAUUUCAACGGUAUUAAAUUCAUUAAUUGCUGUUGUUUUACUACAAAAACACCUUCGUUCAGCAACAAAUAUUCUACUUUUGGCGAUCGCACUUUAUGAUACUCUGACGGGAUUAUUUCCUUUUCCAGCCUGCAUAUAUGUGUUCACAUUUAAAAAUUGUAAUGAUUACUGGCCUUAUAAUUAUGGGUGGUUCCAUCGAGUUAAUUAUGAAGUUCUUCCAUUUAUUUUUCACACAUGUUCUAUUUGGGUAACCGUUGUCUUAGCUAUUCAACGAUACAUAUAUGUGUGUCAUUCGGGAAAAGCGAAACACUGGUGUACAGUACGAAUGGCUCUUAAAGCAAUAGCAUGUGUUAAUCUUCUUGCACUUAUUGUUGCCGUACCAAUGUUUCUCGAGGGUUCAUUUCAUCCAAUAACAGUUCGUUCAUUGUUGGAUUCAACAAAAACAUUUGAAGCAUGUAUUGUGCGUGAUUACUCUAAAGAUCCAAGAUUCAGCACAUUAUAUUCUGUUUAUUCAGUGUUACGUGCUUUAUUAAUUAAUGUUGGCCCGUGCACGAUACUCGUUAUAUUAAAUGCUAUUUUGGUACACCGGAUGAAAGCAGCUAAACAAAAUCGAGCUAGACUCAUGAGAAAACGUAGUCAUGAAGCUCGCGCACAGGAACAAACAAGUGUGACAUUAAUGCUUGUUAUCGUAGUAACUAUUUUCUUAAUUGUGGAAGUUCCAAUGGCACUUCAUUUGAUUAUAACUGGUUUGCUCCAAUUAUUGAAAUCAAAUUUUUUAUCGGGAUUUUUAAACUUUUCUGUUCAAUUGCUUAAUUUUGCCGUUUUAUUAUCUUAUCCAAUCAAUUUUUUUAUUUAUUGUCGCAUGUCAAGAGCAUUUCGCGAUGCAUUCACAGAACUGUUAUGUCCAUCAAAAAUCCAAAAUAGACAAGACCGAUUACCAUCGACAGCAUUACGAUUAAUUAAUAAACAAUACAAUAAUGAUGAUAAUUACAAUCAUUUAGAAUGUAAUAAUAAUAAUAAUACACAUAUUGAAACGAGAAAUUCUAUUAUUAAAAUUCAACCUUCAUCAACUGUGAUAUUUAACCAUAGAGCUGAUGAAGCACAUAUAUCGUUAACCCCAUCGUUGAAUUCUAUUGAUAUACAACAUAAUGGAACUAAAAAUUCUCCUGACUCAACUAUGAAACAACAUGUACUUUUUCGCGAUGAUAAGAUCACAUCAAAAAAUAAGAGAUUGAAUAAUUUGUAG